Messenger RNA from Belonocnema kinseyi, 2354 nucleotides. Its product is annotated as short/branched chain specific acyl-CoA dehydrogenase, mitochondrial. The record is from RefSeq and is a predicted model, not a curated record. NCBI's taxonomy places the organism in Eukaryota, Metazoa, Arthropoda, Insecta, Hymenoptera, Cynipidae. The coding region runs from base 91 to 1332 and encodes 413 amino acids. Gene Ontology annotation, cellular component: mitochondrion. The transcript has 9 exons. Gene Ontology annotation, molecular function: flavin adenine dinucleotide binding; acyl-CoA dehydrogenase activity.
GCGUUAUUCAGCAGUCGUCUUCAAUAAUUGUUUCAAGUGGGAUCGAAAAGUUGAGUGGUAUUUGAUUAGAGCGCAAGACAAGCCAGCAAGAUGAAUUCGAUCAAGAAGAUUUCACCAAAAAUACUACGAAAAUUAAUGAAGACUUCACAGAUGCAGUUCACUGCAUCACUUAGUCAAUGUCCCGGGCCUUUGACCCAUUUAACAGAUGACGAAACGAUGAUGAGAGACAUGGUGGCGAAGCUAAGCAAGGAGAAGAUAGCCCCCCUAGUGAAAAAAAUGGAAAAGGAAGGCAGACUAGACGACGGUCUUGUGAAGUCCUUAUUUGAAAACGGGAUGAUGGGCAUAGAAGUUCCAACGGAAUAUGGAGGCUCUGGCAGUAAUUUUAUGUCUGCAAUUCUGGCAGUAGAAGAAUUAGCAAAAGUGGAUGGCGCUGUUGCAGCCUUUGUAGAUAUUCACAACACUCUAGUUAAUUCAUUAUUUAUAAAAAUAGCCUCGCCCGAACAAAAAGAAAAAUAUUUGACGAGAUUAGCUCAAACAGACGUUGGAAGUUUUUGUCUAACGGAACCUAGUGCAGGAUCUGAUGCUUUUUCUCUUAAGACUGUUGCAAAGAAAGAUGGUAGUGAUUAUAUAAUUAAUGGAUCCAAAAUGUGGAUCUCAAAUUCUGAUAUCGCUGGAAUUUUUAUAGUCUUUGCUAAUGCCAAUCCUGCUGAUGGCUAUCGAGGAAUUACUGCUUUCAUCAUGGAUAGGAAUUCACCAGGAGUUACAGUAGCUAAACCAGAGGAUAAAUUGGGUAUUAAGGCUUCCGGAACUUGUAUGAUUCAUUUUGAGAAUGUCAGGGUCCCUGAGACUAACAUAUUAGGAGAAUUUGGAAAGGGAUAUAAAUAUGCAGCUGGAUUUUUGAACGAGGGCCGAAUUGGAAUUGGAGCCCAAAUGAUCGGAAUUGCCCAAGGUUGUCUGGAUGCGACCAUUCCUUACACUCUGGAGAGAAAACAAUUUGGAAAAGAUGUCUUCUCAUUCCAGGCUAUGCAACAUCAAAUUGCUCAAGUCGUGACGGAAUUAGAAUGCGCCAGAUUAUUGGUUUACAAUGCUGCAAGACUAGUUGAAAACAAGCAAGAUGUUAUGAAAGAAGCUGCCAUGGCAAAAUUAUGGGCCUCAGAAACGGCUCUAAAAGUGACAGCAAAAUGUAUAGAUUUUAUGGGCGGAGUUGGAUUCACAACAUCUUUCCCUCAGGAAAAAUUCUUCAGAGAUUGUAAAAUUGGAACAAUCUACGAAGGCACGAGUAAUAUGCAACUUUCAACUAUUGCAAAAUGUAUUCGAAAACAUUAUUCUUAAUUAAUUUCCAAUUAAUAUUGACAACCUUCUUAAAGAAGGAUUAGAAAAUUUCAGUUUACCCAUCAAAUGAAAGUAUUAUUAUUAAACAAUCGCAGACAUCGUAUCACCAAAUUAAUUUCUCACAUAAUUAUAAAACGUCGGAUGUAAUUUUUUAUUUUCUACAAUUUAUUCAUAUAAUAUAGAACUGUUAAUAUUCUUAUCGCGUUAACUUUUAUAUCUGAGAGCAUCUCAAAUACUUUUAAUAGACCCAUGUAUAUAAUUUGCAUUUAUAAUUUUAUCCAAGUUUUAUUAUAAUCUGUCCAAGGAUAAGAAUAUCGUUAAAAUUUGUUAUCGUUCAAUAUCUGUUUCUUCACGCGUGUAUAAUUUGAAACGUUAUUUAUCUCAAUUUGAAAGCGUGAUUCUGUAAUGCAACUGUGAAAUUUAUUGUAAAAACAGACAAACCCUGAUCAUUCGAAGCCUCGAUAAUGAUAAGAGAAUGAACUGUAAAUGCGAGACUUUCAAGUAGAUGUCUUCCAAAAUAUUCUACAUAUUGUACAGUUAAAAAAUCACAUUUCAUUCAUUUACCGUCCGUUAAAAAUAUAUUAGAGAAUAAAUCAAUUAUUUAGCUUCUAUUCAAACUGUUUCUAUCUUCUAAUAUUAUUUGUGAUUCUUAUAGUAUCUUUUUCUUUAUGGACAUAUUUUUAUAUGAAUACUAUGUGUUUUUAUAUGUUUGUAUUUGUAAUAAUUUUAGAUCUUAGAAUUAUUAUUAGGCGAUUAACGAAAUAUUUUAGGUCAUGAUAAAUAAAGUUUGACAUUUUAUAAUAGUUUGCGCAUUAUUUAAUAAGAAACGCUUUUUUAUAAUAAAGAAGCUGUAAUUUUCUCUUUCGGAGGAUGCAAAUGUCAUAAAUAUAUACUUUUGAAUUAACGUAAUAAUUCAUGGUUUUUAUCAUAAAAAACGGCAGUUCCUCUUUUCAGGAUCGUGUAAUUGUCAAAAAUAAUUUCACUUCGAAUAACUAUAAUAAUAAAUGCUUUUUUAUUGUAUA